AUGGAUCGAAAAGGCCACAAAAAGCCGCUGCCGCCACAACACGCGGCUGCCGCCAAGGAGACGCCUGUGAUAUGUGAACGUGCCUGUGAGAUGUUCAUCCAGGAGCUCACCGAGAAAGCGUGGGCUCACGCCCAGAAGUCGAAUCGUCAGACUAUCGAAAAGCGUGAUAUCGUUGCUGCAGCCAAAGAAACAGGCCAUUGUGACUUCCUUGUGGAUAGAAAAAGGAAGAACCACAGAGGAGCUCAUGGAGCCAGCUCCUCUACGGCGAUCCCCGGUGAUCCGCUUGAUCCGCCUGAACCGCGGUACCACGAUGAAUCGAACAUGUUCAAGGGGGUUCCACCCUUGAGCUCAAGGGAGUUCCGCCCCUCGCAUCUCGUCCGCCAUCGCGUCCGUCGUCAUCGAGCUCUCAGCCGCGCCGCCCAUCGUCCUGAGCUUGUCCGCCGUCCAGAACCAACGUUUCGAGAUCCGACGAGCUCUGGACGAGCUAUGCCAUCGAUAUCCAUUGCCCUGAGCUUGCAGUCGCGUACACCCGUCAUCCCGAGCUCGUCCGCCGUUGAUCCAGGCGUGCACUACCGUUGUUUCGAUUUCGAGCCCUGA
Dendrobium catenatum is the source of this 597-nucleotide messenger RNA. Its product is annotated as nuclear transcription factor Y subunit C-5-like. The coding region runs from base 1 to 597 and encodes 198 amino acids. Gene Ontology annotation, cellular component: nucleus. The transcript is spliced from 3 exons. Gene Ontology annotation, molecular function: DNA binding; protein heterodimerization activity; DNA-binding transcription activator activity, RNA polymerase II-specific. Lineage: Eukaryota; Viridiplantae; Streptophyta; Magnoliopsida; Asparagales; Orchidaceae. The record is from RefSeq and is a predicted model, not a curated record. Gene Ontology annotation, biological process: regulation of DNA-templated transcription.